AUGACUUCGAAAGUCAACAAGGGAUGGGUUUUUGACAUGGAAGCUAAAACCUUUACUCUAAAAUUGUCUAUCGCCUGGACUAUGUGGUUGAGAAACUUAACAAUCUGCUUCUUCCUAAUCUUCUGGUGGAAACAGUACUUAAAACAGUUUCCGGCAAAGCAGCUGCCAGUACUGGAGCGUUUUUCACUUCUUUUGACCAUAGAGGUGAUAUGGGCAUUUGGUCAUCUAUUGACCGCUAGUGGUGCAUAUAAACAUCAUCCAGAACAGACUCAAAUGCACUGCGGAACUGAUAAAGCCAGUUUCAUAUCUGCUGCACCAUGGAUAAAGAUUCCAUAUCCACUUCAAUGGAGUGUGACAUCUUUUGAAGCAGGGCAUGCUUUUGGGAUGAUUGCUGCAGUUCUAGUCUCCCUUGUUGAGUCAACAGUUGCAUCCAAGGCGACAGCCCGCUUAGCAAGUGCUACACCUUGCUCAUGUACUAGUCGUGACAUCGGGUGGCAGGGAAUCGGUAUUCUCUUAAGUGGUCCGCAACUGGUUCAACAGUCUCUGUGUAAGUUUUUCUUCCUGCUCACCGUUUACAUUGUUUGA
Molecule: messenger RNA, 585 nt
Organism: Erigeron canadensis
Lineage: Eukaryota; Viridiplantae; Streptophyta; Magnoliopsida; Asterales; Asteraceae
Product: nucleobase-ascorbate transporter 2-like
Exons: 5
Coding region: 1-585 (194 amino acids)
Biological process (GO): transmembrane transport
Cellular component (GO): membrane
Molecular function (GO): transmembrane transporter activity
Source: RefSeq, a predicted model, not a curated record